This is a messenger RNA of Babesia bigemina, 609 nucleotides long. RefSeq lists its product as hypothetical. The transcript has 3 exons. The record is from RefSeq and is a predicted model, not a curated record. The coding region runs from base 1 to 609 and encodes 202 amino acids. NCBI's taxonomy places the organism in Eukaryota, Apicomplexa, Aconoidasida, Piroplasmida, Babesiidae.
AUGGAACGACAUGCCACGAUCCCGCUUAAACUCCCGAAGAGCAUGAUCGCAGAAUUCAGCGAAACCAUCGAUGUGGUCGACGCAGAUCGCAGUUGCAUGGUCAAGGGUGUCCUUCACCUGGGCAAGGAUCACACCAUCGCAGAGAAGAUAGCAGUGUCUCUAGCCAUGAUGUCCGCGGUUAAGCUGAACAACGUCGAGCUAACUAUCCGCCAGAAGAUCGUCGUCAGCAACGCCGAGCUCGACCGAUUGCGCCAAAGCAUGUCCAGGCGGAACCUGGACAAGCUGGCGGAACGCCUUUUUGAAUACCAAACCUUCGCGCACCACACCAGGUACUGGCUUAAUCUAGAGCACGACCUCCUUGAAAUCCCGGACUCGCUGUGGGAGGAGGACCACCUGAGGGCGCUGUUCCGCGCAACUCAGGCGGUGUUCGACAUGCCUCCCAGGCUCGAAAAGCUCAACCAUCGCAUUUCGUGGCAGCUGGAGUCCCUACAAUCGCACUCUGAAUUCGUGAGGCACAAACACUCCUCUCGGUUGGAGAAGAUCAUAAUCCUGGUCAUCACCUUCGAGCUUGCGCUGGGACUCACGCAGGCUCUGUACAAACUGGUGUGA